UAGCGGAAGUGCCCACAGUUAGAGCGAACGCAUUUCAGAGUGAAAGUUGUCUCCACCUGGAACGACCCGGAAUACAGUUAGUGUUUUCCUCGGCUUUGCCAUUUUCCUCUUGGAAAAAUGAAACGUAAGGAAAAAAGACUCCUACAGUUCGCUGGCUUGCUUAUAGCGGCUCUUCUUUUCCUACCAAACGUGGGUCUCUGGUCCUUGUACCGAGAUCGAGUGUUUGAGAACUCGGCAGAGAUAGUCGAAGGACCCGGUGGUAUCCCCCAGAUACAGGGCUUGAACGUGAGGCCCAGAAAGGAUGAUGGCGUGAGGAGGAAAGACUGGCACGACUACAAAGCCAUCAAACGAGACGCAGCCCGUUCAGGUAACGGGGAGCAGGGGAAGCCGUUUCCUCUGACAGACGCAGACCGCGUGGACCAGGCAUACCGGGAGAACGGGUUUAACAUUUACGUGAGCGACCGGAUCUCCCUCAACCGCUCGGUCGCCGACAUCCGCCACCCGAACUGCCAGCAGAAGCUUUAUGCAGAGAAGCUGCCCAACACCAGCGUCAUCAUCCCCUUCCACAACGAGGGCUGGUCUUCCCUGCUGCGCACCGUGCACAGCGUGCUGAACCGCUCCCCGCCCCAGCUCAUCGCCGAGGUCAUCCUGGUGGACGACUUCAGCGAUAAAGAGCACCUGAAGGCGUCUCUAGAGGAGUACAUGGUGCGCAUUCCCAAGGUCCGCAUCCUGCGCACCAAGAAGAGGGAGGGGCUAAUCAGAACAAGGCUGCUGGGGGCGGCGGCCGCCAAGGGGGAGGUGAUCACGUUCCUGGACUCUCACUGCGAGGCCAACGUCAACUGGCUCCCACCGCUGCUGGACCGGAUCGCCCAGAACCGCAAGUCCAUUGUGUGUCCCAUGAUCGACGUGAUCGACCACGAUAACUUCGGCUACGAGACCCAGGCGGGCGAUGCCAUGCGUGGGGCCUUCGACUGGGAGAUGUACUACAAGCGCAUCCCCAUCCCAGCCCGGCUGCAGAAGGACGAUCCCAGUGAACCUUUUGAAUCACCUGUAAUGGCAGGUGGCCUUUUUGCUGUGGACAGGAAGUGGUUCUGGGAGCUUGGAGGAUAUGACACGGGUCUGGAGAUCUGGGGGGGUGAACAGUACGAGAUCUCCUUCAAGGUGUGGAUGUGCGGGGGACGCAUGGAGGAUAUCCCCUGCUCCCGCGUUGGACACAUCUACAGGAAGUACGUCCCCUACAAGGUCCCAGGAGGGGUCAGCCUGGCCAGGAACCUGAAGCGUGUGGCGGAGGUGUGGAUGGACGAGUACGCUGAGUUCAUUUACCAGCGGCGGCCGGAGUACCGGCACCUGUCGGCCGGAGACAUGGGUGCCCAGAAGGAGCUGCGUAGCUCCCUGCACUGCCACGACUUCCGCUGGUUCAUGAGCGAGGUGGCCUGGGACCUGCCCCAACACUACCCCCCUGUGGAGCCCCCCGCGGCAGCCUGGGGCGAGGUGCGGAACGUGGGUAAUGGGAUGUGUGUGGAGAGUAAGCACUUCUCCUCGGGGUCGCCCAUCCGGAUGGAGACGUGUCUAAAGGGCCGGGGCGAGACAGGCUGGACUCACGGGCAGGUCUUCACGUUGGGCUGGAGAGAGGAUAUCCGGGUGGGCGACCCCAUGCACACAAAGAAGGUCUGCUUCGAUGCCAUCUCCCACAACAGCCCUGUUACCCUCUACGACUGCCACGGCAUGAGGGGCAACCAGCUCUGGAAGUACAGACAGGAUAAGACCAUCUAUCACCCCAUCAGUAACAGCUGUAUGGACAGCAGUGCCUCUGAGAAGAAAGUAUUCAUGAGCACGUGUAACCCCAAGUCCCCGAGUCAGCAGUGGACAUUCGAGAAGACCAACGCCACCAUUCUGGAGCAGUUCAGCCACAACAACAACUGAAGCACAGUGGAGCUCCUCCACCCCGGGGGGCCAGGGGGGUUAGGGUCCUGGUGAGAGUGUUACCCAGCAGACCAGUCUAGAAUUUACCAGUAAAAAAAACACACUUUGGCAGAUGAGAUGACUUCAGAGGUGGCGUGGCUUCAGCGAGAUCAGAUGUGUCACACGCUCUGACCGUCUUUCUCUCUCUUCUCACCACCUGCCAUACCUGCCAGCACACAGAUGUCACUGCCCGCAUGUCCGUGUUGAUUGCACACGUGUGCGAUGCAGUUCCUACCGACCCCCGAGAGACCCUGUGCCCCCCCCCCCCCCCAAAUCUAGCUGUAGAUAAGAGAUCCCCUGUGUCAUACUUAUUUCCUCAAAAACACAAACAUUGGAAAACACCUUUGGCAAAUCUCCUGUUUGUGAAAUGUGUAAAAGUUUGAGGAAUAGCCUGUGGGUUGCAGCACUGCGGGUUGCAGCACUGUCCACUGCGAUUGGAAAUUAGUGUGAGCUCAUAAAGGUUAUAGUAAAAUGCAUCUGAUUAUUGUUUUACACAGCGUGUGUCCGUACAUGAAUGCUAACCGGAUGAGCAGCCAGCUGUGCAGAUGAACUGGACUAAAUACAGUGGCGGUAAAGCCGUCUACCAUUAGCUGCUCCAGGUGAGGAGACUGAUGAGUAUGUAAAAAAAAAAAAAAAAAAAAAAAAAAGGGCGGCAUGACUGGGACCCGCAAAGUCGAUGGUUCGAUCCCCGGUGUAGCCACAAUAAAAGAUCCGCACAGCCAUUGGGCCCUUGAGCAAGGCCCUUAACCCUGCAUUGUCUCCUGCUUAGUCUAAUCAACCAACGUCACUCUGGAUAAGAGCGUCUGCCAAAUGCCAUUAAUGUAAUGUAAUGUAUUUGAUCCUAGACUGGUUUGCCCAAACGCUACGCGAGGGAGUUGGAGUUAGGGUGUGG
Molecule: messenger RNA, 2854 nt
Organism: Conger conger (European conger)
Lineage: Eukaryota; Metazoa; Chordata; Actinopteri; Anguilliformes; Congridae
Product: polypeptide N-acetylgalactosaminyltransferase 10-like
Exons: 12
Coding region: 118-1923 (601 amino acids)
Cellular component (GO): Golgi apparatus
Source: RefSeq, a predicted model, not a curated record